CAUGAGGACGAAGACGUGCAGUAGAGUUGUUGAAAGGGGAAGCACGCCUUUACCCUUAACAGAGUUAUGAAACUAUACAUUGUGUAAACUAUACAUUGAGUGUAUAAAUAAAGAAGGCGGACUACAGUUGGGUGUGAGUCUCACUCAGAGCUCUCACCCAUGUACAUGUCUUAACAAGCUUGUCGUCUCUUUCCUUACUUACUGAAACGAAAUGCUCAUGACAUUUUCAGACUUCAAACAAAGUCAACUUUAAAACAGGAUGAUGAUCGCACCAGUCUGCCUCAUGAUCACUGCUGCUACUCUCAGCAUCCAUCCCAGCAGGUCAGUCUUCUUUUAUUAUGAAACUGUGACUCUGAGCUGUGCAGUGCCAGGCAGCUUCAGCACCUGGACAGUGAAGAGAAACACCUCCACAAGGUCUUCUGUUCCAUGUGAGACCUGGGGCCAAUUAAAUGGGUCAUCCUGCACCAUCAAAGGUGUCUACCCAUCAGACAGUGGAGUGUACUGGUGUGAGUCUGACAGGGGGGAGUGCAGCAACACCAUCAACAUCAGAGUGGCAACUGGUGUGAUCCUGCAGGGUCCUGCUGUUCCUCUGACUGAGGGAGACAGUGUGACACUAAACUGCUCCUAUAAGGAAAAAUAUGCAAAGGAGUCUACGUUCAAUUUCAAUGCUGUUUUCUACAGAAAUGGUGCUUUUAUUGGAAAUAAGUCUGAAGGAAGGAUGAGCUUUAUCCAUGUGUCCAAGAAGAACGAAGGCUCCUACAAGUGUGAACAUCCAACAAAAGGAGAGUCACCAGAGAUUUGGCUGGAAGUGAGAGCUCGAGCUCCGUCUACGACUGCUCCUCCUCCUCCUCCUCCUCCUCUGAUGUCUCUUCCCAGGCUGGCAUACACAAUCUUUUUGUUCAUCCUGUUCACUGGUAUACUCCUACUGUGUAUAUCCAUACGCCAAAAGUUCACUCAAGGUCCCACUGCACCUCCUGCAGCUGAAACUGAGGCAAAAAUGAGAGAGUCUGAUCGUCUCUGACUGGAGUGCCUGAGGAUGAAGAUAACGACGAACAAUAACGAUCAAUGUAUCACCAGGAUUAAAGUAAUUUUCUUAUUUUGAUUUACUUCUUUAACUUUUUUUAACUUCUUAGCAGCUGAUGUUUUCCCUACACUGUUACCUCAUGAUUUAAUCUGCUGUUUGUGCUGAAAACUGCAUAAUUCUUACAUUUGAUGAGUUUUUUGUUUAAAAGACUUUUUGGUCAUCUGUCUUCUUGGUUUAUGUCUUGUUUCUUGUCCAGUCUGUCAUGUGUUUUUUGUCUGUGUUCUAUAUUGUCAAGCUUGUGUUGUCAUGUCUAUGUCUGUCCAUGUUUCCUGUUUUAUUUUGAAAGUCUUGUGUUUCUAUGCUAAGUGUGCUUAAUUUUACUUUUCCCCAGUGGCGUCCUUUGUUCAUUUGUGUCAGCUGUGUCUCCCCAGUUGUUUCCACUUCCCUCAUUGCCCUCCUGUGUAUUUAUUCUGUGUGUUUUCAUUCAGUCUUUGACAGGUCGUCUCUGUUGCUUCCCUCCAUGCCACAUUAAGCUCAGGUCAUGCUCAUGCUCCAUGUUCAUGUUUUUCCCUCAUAGCUUCUCGCAUGCUUCUGCCCUGAAUUAUGUUCAUGUCUUUUGUCACAGUUGUCAUAGUUUAGUUUCUUCCAGUUUAGACUUUAGUUUAGUUUUUGUCCCUGUUUACUGUACCUUGUUUUUUGGACUUAUGUUAUCAGCCUUAAUAAAGUGCUCACUCUUUGUUUAUUCAAAUUGCAUUCUACAUUCAGUUUUUUGUCUGCAUUUGGGUCCACUAUUUGCUCAACACACAGUCAGCGGACAAUAAUGUUCUUAUAAAUGAACAAAUGUAUCAUUAUCUUGUUAAUUACUUAAGCAGCUCCAUGUUCUGGUGGGACCUGUUACUCUAUGUGCACAAAAACUGGUCUAAAAACUAUAAUUACACACACUCCUGACUGGACCUAGUGCCCAUUUCUGUUAAAUUACGACCUCAGGCUCAAUGUGCAAACUUGUGUAGCAGAUCUGCAAAAGGAUUUUGGGUACCUUUAGUAAAGGUCAUAGAAUAUCAGGCAAAAAGAAAGAUAUUUAUGGAAUUUCUAAUUUUGUUUUUUUCCUGAACUCGCACCUCAUUCCUUAAUUCAUCUCUGUCUUUCUCCAGCUCACCAGAGAGACAGGUCUCUCCAAGUCCCCCACAUGCUUUGAGGAAGUUGGUGUGAUAAAUCUUUUAUAACUG
This is a messenger RNA of Oreochromis niloticus (Nile tilapia), 2250 nucleotides long. RefSeq names its product Fc receptor-like protein 5. The record is from RefSeq and is a predicted model, not a curated record. Gene Ontology annotation, molecular function: transmembrane signaling receptor activity. Gene Ontology annotation, cellular component: external side of plasma membrane. Lineage: Eukaryota; Metazoa; Chordata; Actinopteri; Cichliformes; Cichlidae. Gene Ontology annotation, biological process: immune response; cell surface receptor signaling pathway. Bases 260 to 1021 code for a protein of 253 amino acids. The transcript is spliced from 6 exons.